Molecule: messenger RNA, 942 nt
Organism: Staurois parvus
Lineage: Eukaryota; Metazoa; Chordata; Amphibia; Anura; Ranidae
Source: the annotation of a GenBank genome assembly
AACAAAACAACAGUGACGGAGAUAUUUCUUGUGGGGUUCGGCCAUCUCCAAUACAUUAAAAAUGCUAUUUUUGUUUUGUUCUUCUUCGCGUAUCUGGCAAUAGUAACAGGAAACAUGUUAAUUAUAACCUUGAUAUCUACCAGCCCAAGACUCCAGUCCCCCAUGUACUUUUUUCUUAGCAACCUAUCUGCCUGUGAAAUAGUUAUGACCACCAUGAUCCUGCCUAACAUGCUGUACAUUGUAUGGUGGAAUGGAGGUUUCGUAUCACUCUAUGGCUGUAUCAUCCAAUACUACCUAGGAUCUUCAACAGGCAAUAUAGAAUGUCUUCUUUUAACCAUUAUGGCGUACGACAGGCAUUUGGCCAUUUGCAACCCUCUGAGAUACUCUUCCAUCAUGAACAUUACCACUCGCAACCAUCUGGUGGCUUGGGCAUGGGCGGCUGGAUUUACAGCGAUGGGCGUAAUAAUAGUUACAAUCUUCCACCUACAGUUCUGUGGUUUGAACACCAUUGACCAUUUCUUUUGUGAUCUAGCUCCACUUCUGCAGCUGUCUACUUCAGACACAUCAUUGAUAGAGAUGGAGGUUCUCUUUAUAACCAUCUUUCUGAGUUUUGUCCCGUUUGUCAUAAUCAUAAUCAGCUAUGUCUGUAUAUUUUACUCAAUUCUUGGAAUUUCCUCACGGGCUGGAAAACAAAAAGCUUUCUCCACAUGUAGUUCACAUCUAGCUUCUGUUUGCUUGUUCUUUGGAUCGAUAUGUGUUACUUACAUGGUUCCUUCUCAGCAAAAUGGGAUGAAGAUAAAUAAGUUUUUGUCUCUGUUGUACACUGUUGUGACUCCUCUUUUGAACCCGAUAAUUUAUAGUUUAAGAAAUCAUGAAAUGAUAGAUUGUUUUAAAUAUUAUAUUUUUUUUCAAAAUUGUAUUUUUAAUAAAUUUUUUGAAUAA